UCAACUAUCACCUCUGAACCACCUCCAUCUUCAACUAUCACUUCUGUACCUACCACAGCUUCAACUUUCACCUCUGAACCUACUCCAUCUUCAACUAUCACCUCUGAACCUCCACCAUCUUCAACUAUCACCUCUGAACCUACUCCAUCUUUAACUAUCACCUCUGAACCUACUCCAUCUUUAACUAUCACCUCUGAACCUCCACCACCUUCAACUAUCACCUCUGAACAUUCUCCAGCUUCAACUAUCACCUCUGAACCUCAUCCAUCUUCAACUAUCACCUCUGAUGCUUCUCCAGUUUCAACUAUCAGCUCUGAACCUCCUCCAUCUUCAACUAUUACGUUUGAAACUCCUCCAGCUUCAACUAUCACCUCUGAAACUCCUCCAUUUUCAACUAUCACCUCUGAACAUUCUUCAGCUUCAACUAUCACCUCUGAACCUACUCCAUCUUUAAAUAUUACCUCUUAA
Messenger RNA from Caenorhabditis briggsae, 468 nucleotides. NCBI's taxonomy places the organism in Eukaryota, Metazoa, Nematoda, Chromadorea, Rhabditida, Rhabditidae. The annotation marks the transcript as partial. The record is from RefSeq and is a predicted model, not a curated record. The transcript has a single exon.